Messenger RNA from Amyelois transitella, 7748 nucleotides. Its product is annotated as rotatin. Gene Ontology annotation, biological process: ciliary basal body organization; centriole replication; centriole-centriole cohesion. The transcript is spliced from 33 exons. Gene Ontology annotation, cellular component: centriole; centrosome; ciliary basal body. Lineage: Eukaryota; Metazoa; Arthropoda; Insecta; Lepidoptera; Pyralidae. Bases 919 to 7023 code for a protein of 2034 amino acids. The record is from RefSeq and is a predicted model, not a curated record.
UGUGAAGAAUUGGUGUGUGAAGAUGCUGAUGCUGGCUGGAAGAUCUGCUGAAGCACGAUGUGUGGCAUGUCAAUGUGCACGCGCUUACAAACAGUUCUUCUCAAAACUAGUUUCUUCUGGUUUGAAAUUAAAGUGCAUGAUUUAUCUUUGUUUGUUUUAAUCAUCUCUUAUCUCUUGAUUUUCCAGGUAACUUUUCGGUAUGGUUUUAUGGUUGUGCUCAUGCCAGGUAAGGUAAGGUUCUUAAAAGGUAAUUAGGUAAGUAUGAUGGUAUUGAUGCUUGAUGGUAAGUAUGUUGGUAGCCACAUACUUAUCUCGGAAAGUAGUGGACGUAUUUUGUUCCUGUUUAAAAUUUUGAAAAGAGGGUUUUUGAGGAAGGUUUAUAUCUAUAAAUGCUACCCAUGUGAUGCCGGGACGGGUCGCUAAUCACUUAGAUGAUUUGGUCAUGUGGAGAGGAUAAAUUAAAGCAGGUUGUCUAGGCAAAUAUUCAAGGUAAGAACCGUGGGGUGCGGAGGCCUAAAAUAACGUACCUUGAUCAAAUCGGAGACUUCCCGGCGAAAGGUGAGAUCCUGACGUCUGACGGGGACGUCCUGAAAAUGAAUGAAGUGCAAGAAGUAGGAACACAGAGAUAGUGGUAAGUGGAAGUGUAGCAACCCCUCUGGGAAAAAUCUGAUUACUACUAUUUUCUCAUCACUACUAGUACUUUCACAGACUUUUAUUGUGAGGAUAGUCUUAACUUAAAUGUAGCGCUUGUUUUUGACAAUAAGCGCUCUUUUAGAUGAUUUAGCGCCUUCUUGUCGGAGACAGUUGGCGAUACUGUUUUAGUGUUUUCUGUUUGAUUUAAGUUUUUGUUUGUUUUGUCGUGGUUUGGUUUUCAAAAAGUAAACAUACCAAGAAACAAAUUAAAUAAUUUAUUGGGAAAUGGCCACAACUGAAAUAUUGUCUUCUUAUAUUAUCAAAUUAAAUCAUCCCUUACUGGAAAUCCGUGAAAGGUCACUUAAACUUUUGAUUGCUAAGUUACAUCUUGGCUGGCGACUUGACGAUGAACUUUCUGGCACUCGCCAGUUGCUUGAAGCUUUACUGGAUUGGUUUCACCCUCAAACACCAAGUUUGCAAAGAGAUGCACUUGAAUUACUUCUAUCUACUAUAAAGACUAAAGCAGGAUCCUAUAUUUGCAAAGAGUUUGGUGUGAAGAAAAUACUGUCAAGUUUAGAUCGAGUUAGGCAUAAAAUUGAACCUGAUGCCCUGGAGAUGUAUGAUGAUGUGUUAGAUACUCUUCGGUUCUUGAAUACAGUGCAAUCUGAAGAGAAUAUUGCUAUACCUCCACUUACCUUACCAUCCGUCACAAGUUCUGAAAGUGAAAUCACCUCAGGGAAUGGUUUCUAUGCACUUGGUAAUAAUUUUCAAUCAUCAAAAGAAAGUUCAAUAUGUAAUGAUGAAGUCCGAAUUCAUAAUAAAACCAUAUCACAAGAUGUGGAAGGUAUUAAAGUUGUUCUGUUCCCUUGGGUUGAGUUGUGUGCAUCAGACUCUAAAACUAUGCUCCUAGUGGAAGAUGCAUUAAGACUGUUGAAAUCCACUCGCCGUUGCUGUAGGUUCAUUCGUGAUGUGUUCCUAAGGGACUUUCCUGCUGAAAUAUUUUUGAAUAGACCAUCAAUUAUUAAGAGUUUAUUAUCUAUAUCUGAGGGGGGGAAUGCAGGGAGACCGGUAGAGGCCUUAAAAGUAUUAUUAAAUAUAACUCGUUCUUUGUGUCAAAGGCUAAAGCAGUUAUGUUGUUUAGACUUGAUUCAUGAAGCAAGAAGGAUUUCAAUGGAGCCCGGAGAAUCUGAGGAUAGUGUAAAUGUCGCCCUGGAGCAUAUAGCAAGCGAUGACGGUUUUCUAGACCAGCCCCGGCAAGAAGAUGUCCUGGCAGUCUUGAGGCAGCUCCCAGCACCUAUAUACACACUAGAUACGUUACAAUCUGUGCUGAGCACCAUGUCUAGGAGUAUGUGUGACCCUGCUGAAAGUUCCGAAGUUUUAAAUAUGAAUGAAUUAACUACUUGUAUCAAUUUGGUGGAACAGUUAGUAACGUUAUUAUUAGAAUGCGUGGAUGAAGAUUUCUGGAUUUCCGAUCAUUCCUCUAAAACGCACAGGGAUAUAAGCCACAAGAGCUGUAUGUCCAUGCGUUUACUGGGCGACCUCUUGACCAAAUACAGCAAAAGUUACACAGAGGAUCCGGAGCGCCUCCACCACCGCACGGCGUGGGUGCGCCUGCUGUGCGCCGCCGAGCGCCUGCUGCGCUGGUCGCGGCAGUCCGCCUUGCCGCCGACGUCGCUGGUGGCGGCGCUGCAAGCGGCUCAGUUGGACCCGGCACUGCAAUUGCUCUAUCCUGACCUUUGUAAUAGAGUUGCUUUUGUUUUGCAGAAUGGAAAAACCUCUAGAGAUCAGGAAUACAAAAGAAAGUACAGUGAGUUAACAAAAUUAUUCUCAAGUAUGGAUGACGCUGUGUACUUUAUGAAGAACAAAAACGCUUGCCGCAGUUCCAAAAACGUUCUUAGGCAUAUCCAGAAAUCUUUACCAGUCCUAGAAUUACAUUUGAGUGAGAAUUAUUUGAACGAUGUGGCAGACAUUCUCCUUUGUAAAGUAAAAGACUUUGAUUUAAAUGACAAUGAUUGGUCACUUGCGCGAAGUAUCACUCUUUGUCUCAUGUCUCAUAAUAUUGAGUGGGUAAGAGCGAAGUUUUAUACUAAAAUGGCGGAUAUGGUGAAAGGUGUUCUGAUCGGAGACGAAACCAGCGAAGGCAGUAAUGAGAAAUGUAUAACAUUACUAUGUGACGUCGGAGUACUUACAGAAAUUUGUUGUCAUGGACUCUCUUCUAAGUCAAAGCAGGUGGCGGAUAGUUCAUCAGAUAUUAUGGUGUACUUGCUCCGAGGCAGACUGGUGCUCAGCGAGGGGUGUUGGUGGCGGCUACUGGCCAGCUUGCUACCGGUGUAUCCGCUCCUGCAUGUGUAUGCGGCUCAUGACACUCCCUUAGGUCAAGCAAUAUGGAAAUCUUUAGAGGCGGACAUAGCGGCUUGUAUGGGCGUGCCUGACAGCGAGGUGGCGUGGGGGCUCGCUCGCAUGCUGUCCGUGCGCUGCGUCGCCAUACAACUCGAGGGGGCGCACUCUCUUUGUCGGAUUAUAGAUGACGAUCGAUAUUUGCCUCCAAAAGAAUCUUUGAGAGCUGAUAUCUUACUGAACGCUUUGAAGAGGAUAGAACCGCAAGAUUUUAAUAUAGAUUUUGGUAGCUCACCAUCAAAAACAGUACAGACCACGGGACUAUUACAAAUUUUAGAUGUACUGAAACAAGACAUAAUUCUUAACGAAGAGGGCAUAGAGCAGGUGCAGCGAUCUGUGCCGACCUUGGAGCCAUCUCUAAGACGCAGCACGCUUCAACAGCUGGCUGUGAUGAUGCGCCAGCAAGAGUUCCAUGAUACCUUCGCUCAGAGCGACGGUGUUCAGCUUAUUGUGACUAUAUUGAGAAUGUCCCUGAUGGUAGACGACUAUCUCGCUUACCCGGAGUGCGCAAUUAGCUGCGUGUCUAUUCUUAACAGCGUAUGUUUCGCAAACAGACACAGCUUGUUGAAAAUACCUGAUUUGCCUAAGCUACUAAUAAGAGUUAUCCUGGUAUUUCCUGCAAACGAAUCCGCUGUGGUUCUAUCCGCGCAGGUCCUAGCCCUGGUAGCGUGGUCUGGGUUCGCGCUACAAGAACUGGAUUCAUUGCGGCGGCGAGUGCCGGCCCUGCCUCUCAGCGUCGUGGAAAGAACAUCGUUGCCUUUCAGCUGCAAUAGCUAUUGGCAUACCAGUCCUAAUGUCGAGCACUCAUCUGUUGAAUGGCUGGUGAGCAGCGAAGAAUGGCGGGCGGCCCUCCGCGUGGGGUGGUGGGGGGCGUACCGCGGACCCGCCGCCGUACUGCGGGGGGCGGAGCCUCCCCCCGCGCCGCUCGCCCUCCGCCCCACCCCCCGCGACGUCUCCGCGUUGCGGGCCGCCUGCCCUGUCACAUCCGCCGCUGACGCAUUGCGGAUAUUGGAGAAUGCCACUUCGCAUGCACAAGUCCUUGAAGCGCUAUCUACUUUGGAGAGCUAUGUGCACCUUUUGCCGUCGUCGUCGGCUGACCCGACCGAGUUCGCGUCGCUCCCGUGGCAGCACAUGCGGCGGUUCCUCGCUGCGCCGCCCGCUUCGGCGCGGGACACAACGCUACUCAUAGCAGUCAUGCACUUUCUGAUCGCUUAUAUGGACAAUUUGCGAAAUUAUGAUGUCUCUACUAUGUCCUGGAUAAAAUCCUAUUUCAUCGGGAACGAUUCAAUAGUACUUUCAUUGCUCAGUCGGGAACAUUUGCACCCCCAUCAGACGCCACAAGACAAUAUAGAAGUGACCCAAUUACAUAUACACAUAGUGAAGAUAGUCCUUAGAUGUGUAAUUAUGUUGGAAACUGACGACUAUGAUACGAACAAGAUGGAGAGUCUUAUGAAGAUACUAAUGGCGUGCUUAGAGAAGAUUGAUUUGAAAAACUUUCACAUGCUAGGUUACCUAAACGAGCUAAUGCGUUGCAUCCGCUACGGGCUGAACUCCCGGUACUGCCAACUGUCCGAAAAUACUCUAUUGCAAUGUUUGUCACUGACCACCCGAACGUUGAGUGGUUGCGCAGCCGGCGGCGGCCGAAAGGGGCAAGCUUGCAGACUCGAUGCCGUCCUAGCUUUGCUGGCGAUGAUGAGGCAGAUACAGGAGGAAAUGCUUCCUGUACAGCGGUGGAGCGAAUGUUGGGGUCACGAUGUUAUGCGGACUGUGGUGAAUUGUGCGCGCGGCGUCAACCCACAGUUACGAGCGGCCGGCUUGCUUCUCAUUGCGAUGCUCGCUAGUCAUGCGCAACUGAUGCCACACAUACUGCAGGCGAUUCCCGAAGAAUCCCUCUCGCAGUUUGCCAGCAAUGUAUUCGCGCGGCGGCUCGAAGCUAACGUGGUGCGGAGUGGAGCCGCGCGGCUACUAGCGGCGGUCACUGCGCGCGCUUCCCCAUAUUCUGACGUAUUAGAACUCGACGUACUUAAUCAGCUACAAGAAAACAAUUUUAUUGAGAAUUGUCUCGAGAUUCUUAUAGAAUUCUGCAGCGAAAAAGAAUAUAAAACUACGGUUGAGCCCAAUGUACCACUCACGCUGUUGGAGCGUCGUUCGGAGUUAGAAGUGCGCGCACAGAAAAGCGGCGAGACGCAUGUGUCGCCAUCUAUGCUGACGUUCCGCGGUAGGCCUCCUCCCACUGCAGAGCUGGUGGCUGCGGUGGCUGACGUCAUGCACAACGUCAGCGCCUUUGAGAGAACUCCUGUGCAGGCUUGGAAUGAUCAGGGGCUGUUUAGAUUGCUGUUUAGAUGUGCGUCUUGGUCGAAUGGUUCUCCUGUGCAAAUUAACAAAGUACGUGCGGCGGCAUGUCGCGCGCUUGUUGCGUAUGUUCCACACAAGUGUGUACGCGCGCUACUCGCCGCUACCAAGGAUUGCCUCUAUAGCCUACUUUCGACGCUGACGCCGCUCGAAGAAGAUGAAAGUGACGGCGAUCAUAUAAACGCUCGCAUGCAAUCGUUGACAUUGCUCGGUGCACUGCUCGGCGAGCAUGCAGCUAGAGACAGCGUGUGGGUGGAGUUGAAAGAUCGCUUCGCAGUUCCUUUCUUCAGUCUAAUACUGCAGAGUAUGGAGAGCGAUGAACAUGAUUUCCAAAUGGUGGGCAUGUACUGCCUAUCACAGCUUUUACUAUCAGCCACCCAUAAGAAGUAUCCAGACAAAACAAAAGACAAUUCAUGGAUUGAAUUCUAUGAUAACUUGAAAUCGCCGUUUUGGGGGUCCUCGAGUAACCGAAGCGGGGCGGGGGACGGGGAUUGCCAGCCCGAGUAUAUGGCGGAGGAAAUCUGUAAAGUCGUCAUUUCUUUGUACCAGAAGUCUAGUUUAGAUAUGAAGAAGUUCCAGUGCAGUCAAGAUAGUCAUUGGGUUCGCGUGUGCUCCUGCCUCAGCUCGGUGUUGUCGGUUAGCAGCCGCAGCCGCAGCUACAGCGUGCACAGACAGUUGUCUAGAACUACGCUCGUGAUGCUGCAGGCCGUGAGGGACCAUCUCUCCAUGCUGGGCAAGCCGGCAGAGGCCAUCAGGACUGCUAACAAUAACCCGGUGUUACGCACCCUAUAUUGGUUGCUGACUUUAAUCGACUGUUCAAUGACGAACUGCCUUCCUGCCAAGGAGAUGUUUGCUGAAGACAACCUGUGCGUGUCGCUGUGUAGACUGUGGCCGUGGAGCAUGAUGACCGAGCAGCUCAGAGUGGCGGCCGUACAUCUGCUGGACACGUUCUCCAACGACUGUGCUAAAGCCUGGUCGUCCAUGCUGAGUUGCGUAGGCGGCCGCAACCUGGUGAGCGAGGUGUGCGCGCUGGCGGGCCGGGAGGCGGCGCUAGUGUCGCGCGCGCGCAGCCACGCCGCGCUGCUGCUGUGCGCGCGCACGCUGCGGCGCUGCUCGCCCCACCACCAGUGUCGCGCACUCAUACUGAAGAGCGACGUCCUACCCUGCCUGUACAAGUUAUCAAUCCGCGAGAAGAGUCGCGGCGGUUCAGGCGGCGCGGCCGGCGUGGCGUGGGCGAGACUUUGUGAGGCCCUAGCUCGGCAUAGCGACGGAGCGGCCGCGCUGCUCGCGCUGAGGCCGCAGCUCGCGGCGCUGCCGCCCGCUCUCAGACCACUCCUCCUGCCCGCUGUGGCGCACGCCGCCUCGCAUCAGAGACUCACUUUCUUGCAGUCACCGGAACUCCUGGAGCUGAUAUCCGGCACAUUGUUGGCGGGGGACACGGCAGAAAUAGUGUCUGCAGGCCGCGCCGUGUGGUCUCUCGCGGCCAAUAACCACAAGGGUAAACUGCAGCUCCGCAGCGCGGGCGUGGCGGCCGCGGUGCACUCGGCCGUGCAGCGACUGCAGCGCUCCAACAAGGACCCCGACGCACAGCGCGCUCUACAGUUACUUACAUACACUAACACUAUACUCCAAGCUACCUGACAUUAUGGUAGUUGUCUUCUUAUUUACCAUAUUACACUAAGAUCUGCAUUUAUCAAAUUACCUAUCUAUAACAGGUGUUCAGUGUGAUAGUUUUUUUUAUCGUUCACGCUAUUGUAUUUAGGGGUUGUAUCGGAUGAGCUUUUUGUUCCCGCAGUAAAGCUCAAUAUUACUCAGAGCACUUGCACGCUGCACUUUCAUAAUUGAGGAAUUUGUAAAUUAUUCCAUUCUCUUGUCGCAUAAAACUGUAUUUGAAACCGUCUUUAAAAAGGAGGUGGUUCUCAAUAGUUAUAUACAGUUUUGUUUAGCAGAGAAAAACGUUUGUUGAAUCUAUUGUUGUCACAAUCACUGGUAAAUUAAGUAUUUAAUGUGAGGUUCUAAUGGGGAAAUAAGAUCAAGAAAAUUAACGUUUAUGAAAUUAGAGAGUUGUGUUGACAGUUACAAAAAAGAAAUUUUUCAUAAAUAUUUCCAUCAAUAUUAUAGUCUCUUGUGUUAUUUUUAUAUAAUCUUAAUUCCUAUGUUUACCUGUAUAAAGCAUGAUUUUUUUCCACCUACGAGACUGCUUUUUGUGGUAUGAAAUGUUAUUCUUGGAUUAAAGAAGUACCUUCUGUUUUAUUAAUUUGAUUAGGACUUAAGUCUUUUGACGAAAACGUGUGAUAGAUAAAUGAUUUUAAAACUGUUCUGUCCUUAUUUAUCAAUGAAAUAAAUUUGUUCUUAAUACCAAUCUA